Messenger RNA from Symbiodinium necroappetens, 769 nucleotides. Lineage: Eukaryota; Dinophyceae; Suessiales; Symbiodiniaceae. The record is from the annotation of a GenBank genome assembly.
AUGGUUGUGUCCGACUUCAUCCGCAUGCAGCAACCGACGGUCACCAGUGAAGAGAACACUUUCCAGCACAAGCUGAAGGACAAAGUCCGAAAGAUCGUGACAGGGCGAAUCGUGUCGAACUUCAUGGCGGGUGUCGUGCUCUUCGAUGCGUUUUGCACCUGCUCCGACGUAGAUGCCCGAGCUGCCGGGCUGGAGACUCCACAGUGGAUGCUAAUAGUAUCAGAUUUCUGCUUAGCGUUGUACACCCUCGAGCUGGCGCUCCUUCUGUAUGUGCAAGGAAGGCAGCUUCUGCGUGACUGGAUGGUCAUACUGGACAUUGUGAUCAUCUUCUGCGGCUAUGCAGAGUUGCUUCUGAAUCUCUUCGCCCCGGGCGAUCUCAUUGCGAGCUUUAGCAUGCUUCGAGUCUUGCGCUUGGCGCGAAUUAUUCGCCUGAUGCGGCUACUUCGGAGGACUCGCGCCCUGCGCGAGCUCCAGAAGCUCGUGACGAUGAUGGCGACGUGCUUGAAGGCGCUUGGUUGGUCUUUCAUCUUCUGCUUUGUGAUCAUGACCAUCUGGGCCAUGCUCUUGGUGGAAAUAGUCCACCCGAUCAUGAAGGAGAUGCGGCUCGCCGAGGUGGCCUUUCAGGAUUGCGAGACGUGCCUGAAAGCGACCUCUUCCGUCAUGGACUCGAACCUGCUUCUAUUUCAGACAGUCAUCGCAGGGGACAGUUGGGGCGACAUUGCUGUGCCCGUGAUCGAGUACUCUCCGGGAACGGCAAUUAUCUUCGUAG